AUGGCGGGCUGGGUUUAUAAACCUCUGCGCCCUCAACACAUGAGUUUGAAGACCACUUGUCUCUUCGAUCUGUCACGUAUGCACAUGCGGCAAGGUCCAACAGCCUCAGCAUCCUUACUUUUCACCCUGGAGGGCACCGCAGCCCAGAGACAGCUCUUCAUCAUGAGGUCCUUCUUUCUACUACUCUUCUUCCUGUUGUUGGUGUCCCAUGGAUCCUCAGCAGUCAUCACAGGGGCCUGUGAGAGGGAUUCUCAGUGCGGAGGAGGGAUGUGCUGUGCGGUGAGUUUGUGGAUCCGCAGCCUGCGUAUGUGCACGCCCAUGGGACAAGAAGGAGACGACUGUCACCCCAUGAGCCACAAGGUUCCUUUCAAUGGGAAAAGACUGCACCAUACUUGCCCCUGCCUGCCCAACCUGUCGUGUAUCACUAUAGAUGAAGGGAGAUCCAAAUGUCUUUCACCAUACAAGUAUCCAGAUUACUACCUCUGAGGACCAGCUUACACUUUCUGCUACAUACACUGCACUUUUUUGUUUUUAAUUUAUUUUGAAUAAAGAGAUAUAUUUAUUAAUGUGUCUUCUUUGUGGUUCAGGUUAAGAUUAAACUAGGGCUGGGCAAGAUAUCAAUAUUAUAUCGUUAUUUUGAAAUGAGACAUAGAUAUCGUCUCAGAUUUUGGAGUCAUAAUAUCAAAAGUGUUUCCUGGUUUUAAAGGCUGCAUUACAGUAAAGAGAUGUAAUUUUAUGGACUCACCAGACUGUCCUAGCCGCUCUAUUAUUUGCCUUAUAUCCAUAUAACUGGUGAUUGUUAGUGAAAAUCACAUUAUGUAUUUUGCUGUGAAAACACCAAUAGAUCUUUAAAGUUCUCCACAUUGCCCAGCCCUAAAUUAAACUGUAUAUUUAAAGGAAAAUGCUCCCUUGGAUUUUUAGAAGCAAUAAAAUAUUUAACAUAAUGGCGGGCUGCUGCUGUUGCUC
Epinephelus moara (kelp grouper) is the source of this 966-nucleotide messenger RNA. RefSeq names its product prokineticin 2 (gene prok2). The record is from RefSeq and is a predicted model, not a curated record. NCBI's taxonomy places the organism in Eukaryota, Metazoa, Chordata, Actinopteri, Perciformes, Serranidae.